AUGAGAGAAAUUAAGAUCUUGAUAUGUGGACUCUUUGUGUGCAUCUUCAGUAUAACACCUUUGUCAACACAGGAUGUUGAUUUAGAUGAAAUUUGUCAAGGAAUGCCAAAUGGAACUUAUGUGCCAGAUCCUUUAGCAUGCGAAUCAUUCUACCUAUGUUUAACAGAUGAACCACCACGAUGGGCAGAGUGCCCAAAUGAUUACUGGUUCAAUCCUGAUACAGCUGUUUGCGAUUUGCAGGAAAAUGUUGAUUGCGUGCACGUUACAACUGAACCCCCUACAACUACGACAACAACUACAACGACAACAACUGUCGCUACAACAACCUGGGAUCCAGAUAUUGAGCCUGGAAUUUAUUGUCCAAGUCAAGACAAUCCCUUUACCAUUCUCUUCCUUCAGAGUUUUGUUGAUUGUGGCACGUACUACAUUUGCUACCAUGGACGUCCCCAUCGGUUUCAGUGUGUUUCGGGAAUGUAUUGGAAUCCCUUCUGGAAUCAAUGCGACUACCCACAGAAUACUCACUGUCAAAUCAAUCCGAAUCCUUUUCCUGUGUGCCCAAGGAAUGGCUUGUCUAUCUUUCCACAUCCUGAUGAAUGUGAUUCAUAUAUUUACUGUCUCAAUGGGGAACCAUCAAUCCAGAAAUGCCCUUUCUAUCAUCACUGGGAUAUUGGAAGUCAAUCCUGCAUGUUGAGAGAUAGAGCCAGAUGCGUUUCUGACUAA
Molecule: messenger RNA, 720 nt
Organism: Phlebotomus papatasi
Lineage: Eukaryota; Metazoa; Arthropoda; Insecta; Diptera; Psychodidae
Product: peritrophin-44-like
Exons: 3
Coding region: 1-720 (239 amino acids)
Cellular component (GO): extracellular region
Molecular function (GO): chitin binding
Source: RefSeq, a predicted model, not a curated record